AUGUUGUUCUCCUGCCAGCGUCCAGAAUACAAAACCCGACCAAUAGCACUGGUUCUCGCCCAAGUAUCCUCUUCCAUGAUUAUCCCCUUCGAUAAGAUCAGCAUAAUCGGUGUGCGCUCUACAGGCUUUAACAUGGCCAUGCGCUUUACCGAGAACGGUCUCAGAGUAAUAUCCGCGCUUGAUGUCAAAGGGGAGAACGUAGACAACCUUUCCACCGUAUGGUGUCACGGACUAGAUCCCAAACACCACCAGCAAGUCUAUAUACAAGGACUACCGCAACUUCAUCAACAAUCUCGGCGGCGGCAAGGCACCCAAGCUGUUGGUCCUCAGCGUUCCACAUGGUGGCGCGGCAGACAAAUUUUCGAGCAGAGUCGAGAGCACCUCACCAUGGGAGACAUCAUCUUGGAUGGUGCGAAUUGGUGCGAGCACACUGAACGUCGCGGGAAGGAGCUCCAGCCGCGCGGGGUCUCGUACAUCUCCAUGGGUGUCUCUGGUUAUUUAUUAUCAGUCUGCACGCCGAGGGUCAUCCAUUUCACCGAGCGGGGACAAGGGGGUUUUGGACAAGGUGAUGCCUUUGCUUAG
Sparassis crispa is the source of this 582-nucleotide messenger RNA. RefSeq lists its product as hypothetical. The transcript has 2 exons. The coding region runs from base 1 to 582 and encodes 193 amino acids. Lineage: Eukaryota; Fungi; Basidiomycota; Agaricomycetes; Polyporales; Sparassidaceae. The record is from RefSeq and is a predicted model, not a curated record.